Messenger RNA from Pungitius pungitius (ninespine stickleback), 3553 nucleotides. Its product is annotated as Krueppel-like factor 15. The record is from RefSeq and is a predicted model, not a curated record. Gene Ontology annotation, biological process: regulation of transcription by RNA polymerase II. The coding region runs from base 323 to 1579 and encodes 418 amino acids. NCBI's taxonomy places the organism in Eukaryota, Metazoa, Chordata, Actinopteri, Perciformes, Gasterosteidae. Gene Ontology annotation, molecular function: RNA polymerase II cis-regulatory region sequence-specific DNA binding; DNA-binding transcription factor activity, RNA polymerase II-specific. The transcript is spliced from 3 exons.
GCCGUACGCGGCCAAUCGGAGUCGCGGAAAAGGACCCGUGCCUCCGAGUUGUGCAGCAAUGCCGUCACGUGACGCUCGGAAAAGAGGAAUGCCAACAUGGACCCGUGGCAAGGACGGGAUGUGAGCGUGCGACGACAAUAACACGACGGAGGAAAAGCUAAAGAGGAAAAAAAGGGAAAUAUAAACACACGGAAAGAGCCCGACGACGUCGCGUCUUUCUCCCCGACCGAGCCUCCUCCGAACGACGCACGGUUGGUUUUGGGGAUCGCACCUCUGGAUAGUGUUUCCUCCACAUCCUCUCCUCCGCAUUCGGCCCGGAUCAAUGGUGUCUCUCAGCAGCAGACCGCUGAGCUUGGAGAAUGAUGUGUUCAGGGACAGCAGCAGCAUGUUCUCCCUUGGCCUGGUAGAUGGAGCCUGCAGGAUGCUGGGCUGCUCGGCCUCCUGCGACCGCACAGAGGUCGUGCAGCUGGGCGCUGUGCACAGUUUCAGCCCUGAAGAGGAAGGGGAGGAGGACGACGAAGACGAGGACGAUGAUGAUGACAACGAUGACGACGGGGCGAGUCUGCAUAUUUUUCUAGGGGCAGAGGGAGACGACGACGAGGAGCGAGCGAGACGGGAGCCUAAGCUUCCAGACUUCCCUUUCCAACCCUCUUCCCCGUUCUCCCCGAGCCUGGAGGACAUUGACGAGUUCUUGAGGGAGAAGAUGGAGCUGGUCAAAGAGGGGCUACUAGCACCGAAAGAGGAGGCCUCCCCUCGACCACGCAUUGGCUCUCUGUCCUCCACUGCGCCGGCGGCUGCUCCCUCAGACACUAGUUGCGACCCGGAGACUAGUGCCUCUCACUGCACUUCAAACGCCCCUCGGAGCCCGGCCGACCUUUCCCCCUCCGGCCGAGCCAACUCGCCUUGCACCGCGAGCCCGCCGAUGCUCCUGGGCGCUCCGCUGGUCCUCCAGCUGCAGCCUCUGCCUGUGACCCGGCCACCGAUGCCAGCAGGCUCGCCACCCGGAGCCCAGAGUGGCCUUUGGCUCACCCAUGUGGUCAUGGGGCUCCAGGGUGCAACCGGGCAAAAUCUCACCCUGCUGGCUCCGCAGGGGACCUGCAACACCACCGCCCUGUUGUCACUGCACAGCGGAGAUGCCAAGUCGGCCGACCAGAAGUACGUGAGGAUCGCCCCGCUGCCCAUCACCGUGAGGACUCUAGAGAUCACUGGCGUGGGUGGGAUCGGGGGCCCGAGCCUGUUGAAAGCCAUGGCCCCCCGGGGGACCAGGCUGGCGCCUACGGAGAGGGUCCACAAGUGCUCCCACCCAGGCUGUGGGAAGAUGUACACCAAGAGCAGCCACCUGAAAGCUCACUUCCGCCGGCACACGGGGGAGAAACCCUACACGUGUAGCUGGCCAGAGUGCGGCUGGAGGUUCUCCCGCUCCGACGAGCUGUCCCGCCACCGCCGCUCCCACUCGGGCGUCAAGCCCUACGAGUGCUCGCUGUGCGAGAAGAAGUUUGCUCGCAGCGACCACCUGUCCAAACACACGAAGGUGCACCGCAGCUCCAGGCCCGGCAGGAUUAUCAGAGCCACUGUGUGAGGCGCCCUUUGCGGGCCCCUGAGCCACGCCAUGCGCGCCCCCACCCGGCCCGGCUUUGGGGGGGUUCCGGGUCUCCAUUGGGACUUUUGGUGCUUUCACUAACAGAACAUUCAGAAAAAUGGUGAGAGGUUUCCCCACCCACGUUUCGCUCCUCGCUGUUCCUCUUUCUUCCGAGUAGCUCUACUGAGCUGCCACCUCAGGAAAAAGUCAGCUGGAAGUGGAUUUCCUGGCCUGCGCCUGGCCACACACUUACAGUCUUACAGAGGCCCCUCUCGCAACCACUGAUCACACUACUGGUACCGAGCUACCAGGUGCUGUUUGUACGGUGGCUUCCGGCAACAGGAGCAUCUCUAAUUCUGUCAUUUCUACUUUUGUGAUUGGCCUUUUUCCCCAAAGCUAAACUUCAGGGUGAAAACGGAGAGAGCUUUUAAAACUUAUUAAAGUAAAACGACACACACACACACACACAUUAAAUGUGUUCUAACCGCAUGGACGCACUGGCGUGACAGCCGAUCGCUGUAAGUGUGAAAUUGUGAUUAAGUCAUCGGAAUCGCCUCUAAACACAAGAAGGGGUUCCCUCCAAACGAAAGGCCUAGCUGGGGCAAAUCUUACCAUGGUAGUUAUUGUGAACCCCCCCCCCACCCCCACCCCCUACCCCACAGCCCUCCAGGCCAGGCUCCUAAUCCACCACUCUUUUUGACCCGUAUGCCUUUUUCCACGGCCCCAGCACGCACUAAUCUCUAUUGAUGCCUUUGUCCGUUUCAUGAAACCAACCUUACUUGAUCCCGCUGUUAUCAUAUGACUGCUCUUAUUUGAACUGGGGAAGGGGGGGGCGCAAAACCAGAAAACCCUGUUCCGGCCUGUUAGAGAGAAUGAAGGCUACAUUUCAUGAGCUCAUUGUGCAGCCGACCCGCUCUGCCCACAAAGUACUGGGCCCCGUAUGUUACACUUAGACCCGACGGAGCAGAAGUGAUGUGAAGACACUGCUCUCGUUUACAGUAGCAGUUACUGUAAGCAUUUCUCUCUCUGAUAUAGCAGCAAUAAAAGCUAAUAGUUUAAAACGCUGGAAAGGCAGCUAACAUUUACUCCAUAAUCUGUAUUAGCGUAGUCCUUAUGAAGUGUACUGGACAUAAAGGAUAAAGAUAACGUGUACAGCUUCUAACUUUUAUAGAGAUGUUAUUUGUUUGUUUUUUAUUGGUGAGCAUUUCUUCAAUCAGUGCAUUAAGCUAUCAAGUCGCGUUCCCAGAAAGGAUUUUUCGGUCCAAUGUGAGUUUUUUGAUUGUCGAGUGAUCAAUCUGUGGAAUGUCAGACUGAUUACGGUCUGGGAUCUGAAAUCCCACUAACAAACCCUUAAGCUGAAUCUGCUGGUUUCAAGUGCACUUGCGUUAGUGGAAGUCCUUUUGCGCUUAUGGCAGUUCCAUAACAAGUUCUGGAACCAUAUAAAUGCCAAACGGUGAAUAGAAAAUGGUGAAAGAAGGUCAGUAAGUUGUUACUAUGAUUUCCUCUUUGAUCUCAAUGGAUUUGGUGAUUGUUAAUGUACCAGUUCUUCACACCAUGUAUUCACAUAUGUGGAUUGUGUCGGUCCAAAAACCUUAACUUGGCUCAAGCAACAUGGGUGCUUUUUGUUGUUGUUGAUUGAACCCCAAAGUAGAGCACUUCUGCAUGUAGCACUUGGCAAUAACCCUCAUAUCUCUGUCUCUUAGCAUUAUGGAUGUUUGGUUUCAUAAUAAACAAAAAACCAUGCUUAGCGAUGUAGAAACCCGUUGAAAGCAGCCAGGCCGGUGCUGUCUUUGUGUCUGAACCUCGCCGGGCUGCUUCUACUGACCUACAUCCAGACCUGUGUUUCCUAAUCAUCCUCCAAUGUUCUCUCUCUCUUCUCUACUGUGUAUCUGGUUGAACACAGGCUUCUUUUUUUGUAAUACCAGAUAUGCUAUUUUCCUAUUUGCAAAAAUAAAAAAAAGCAGAAAAUGAAAA